Limulus polyphemus (Atlantic horseshoe crab) is the source of this 8221-nucleotide messenger RNA. Its product is annotated as hydrocephalus-inducing protein homolog. Gene Ontology annotation, cellular component: axoneme. Bases 1 to 7950 code for a protein of 2649 amino acids. NCBI's taxonomy places the organism in Eukaryota, Metazoa, Arthropoda, Merostomata, Xiphosura, Limulidae. The transcript has 36 exons. The record is from RefSeq and is a predicted model, not a curated record. Gene Ontology annotation, biological process: cilium movement; axonemal central apparatus assembly.
AUGACCAGUAGUCAAGACGAAGACAAAAGAAGCAUAGAAAAAGAAGAAAGUAACCAAAGAUAUAAAGUAGACUCAGUAAUUUUAUCAAAGAAAAAAUCAGUACUCAACCAUUCAUCUAAAAUGAAACUUAAACACAGUAAAUUGAAUGUGAGUCAAAAUGAAAAGAAUUCCAAAACCACCCUAAAACACCAGAAAGGAGAAGUUAACUCUAAAACACAUCAAAUAUCAGUUGACAGAAAAGCCUCAAAAGCCCCGUCUGAAGCUCAUGUAGGAUUGGAUACUGAUAAAUUACAGAGCUCACUCAACUACUUUCAGAAAAAUUUUGAACAAAUAUCAGAAAUAUUGGCUUCCUGGGACCGGAAAGCAGAGAAUCUUGUUGAUUUGAAAUCUGGAAGCAGGUCUGAAAGUUCAGUUCAGGGCAAAAUAAAAUCUCUGAAAGAAAAAGAGAAGGAAACAUUGAAGGAUGAACUGGGCCAAAUCUCAGAGAUGACUAGUGAUCAGAAGUUUAGUACUAUAGGAGUUCCACACAUCAUUGUUCCUUCUUACUUGCCCCUUCACAUUCUUCAUAGUCUUUUGUUUUCUUCAGGAAUGCUUCCAUCUGUAGAGGAAGUGUUACAGUCUUUGAAUAUAUCUCCAAAUAAUCCUUCUUUUCCAAGAUCUACCACGUUUACUGUGUUGUCCAUUCCUCCAGAGGAAACAAUUCUUGAGUAUAAUGACACAUUUUUCUUUGUGGCUCCUCCAGUUGAAGAUGAAUAUGAUAACAAAGAAAAAGACAUAAAUUUACAAGCCACAGACUGGAGAUCAAGCCCUCAGCAUCAAAAAGCUACCUCCAAAAAAGAUAAGUCCAAGGCUUUGCACAUUAGACAACCUAGUGUUAUGCCUAGGGCUGGAAAAGACUUGAGUGUUUUACACACAUUUCCAGAUUGGGUGUCACAGGAAGAUCAUGAUGAACCAAGGAAACAGUCUACACACAGAUGGGUAUUAUACCCCAAUACAGAAUUAACUCUUAUUGUGGGAUUCCAAUCUGACACUACUGGGAGUUUCCAGAAGACUUUUCACCUGGAACUGAUAGGAAUUCAAGGUGUAUUUCAGAUAGAUUGUCAUGGAACCGCAUGUUUUCCUUCAAUAUAUGUAGAAAUCUUCUCCCAUGCUAGCAAGAGCACAGUUCAACAAACAUAUAAAGAUUCUUCUAAGUGUUUUGACUUUGGCCCAUUGUUCACUUUACCAUUUUUAGAAGGAGUUAGCAAGGAAACAGAAUAUCCUGGUAAUAGUUCAACUCUCACAUUCAAGAGUAGUAGUUUAAGUGAUGUAGAAGUGCAUUUUUUCAUCAGUAAAAAGGAAGGAUGUGAAACAUUCUCUAUUUCUCCAAAUCAAAUUGUUAUAUUCUCCAAACCUACUUAUGUAAGAGUAGAUGCAAGACCUCACUUUGCAGGUUUGCAUGAAGCUAACAUUGUGUGUUGUGUGAAAAAAAACCCUGAACCUCUAAUACUCAGAGUUUCAUGUUUAGGUAUUUCUCCAGAACUAGCCCUGGACAAGAAAGUUAUUACAUUUGAAAAAUUACCAGUAUACAGAUCUCAUGCUGAUUCCAUAGUUCUUACCAAUAGCAGCCCUCUCUCAAUGUCUUGGAAGUUAGAUGGUCUAGAAGUUCUGGGAAGUGAGUUUAUUGUGCCCAUUCCAGAAGGCAUCAUCAACAGUUUCUCCACAUAUGCAGUAAAAAUCUUCUUUAGAGCUUUAGCUCCAGUUAUAGUCUCCAAGAAACAAAUUAAAUUGGAGAGAAAGCUAGCAGGAGUUGUCUGCAUUUUUCUGGACUUUCAAAAUUUGGUUUUCUCCUGCUUAAUUCCUACCUGCCUUUUGGAGUUAGCUGUAAGGACUCAGGUUAGUGAUCCUGAAGGUUUGCUAGGAGUGCUUCACACAGAAUCUAUACUUGUACAAGCAGAAGCUUUUGAUUUGGUAGUGGAUAUCUCUUUCACAAAAGGUAAAGAUAUCUUAAAGUUCUUAGUAGAUGUUUUUGAUUUGGUGUUGGAUAUUUCUUUCACAAAAGGUAAAGAUAUUUUAAAGUUCUUAGUAGAUGUUUUUGAUUUGGUGUUGGAUAUUUCUUUCACAAAAGGUAAAGAUAUUUUAAAGUUCUUAGUAGAUGUUUUUGAUUUGGUGUUGGAUAUUUCAUUCACAAAAGGUAAAGAUAUUUUAAAAUUAUUAGUAGAAGUUUUUGAUUUGGUAGUGGAUAUCUCCUUCACGAAAGGUAUGCAUGAUGAUAUGAAUUUUGGAAUAGUUCGUGUUGGAGAAGAGAACAAGAUUUCUUGUUCUUUAAAGAAUCGUAGCAAACAUGAAACUACCUUCAGCUUUAUUAUUCAACAGCCAGCAGAAGUUAAAUUACCAGAUUUAUCUAAAAUAUUAACAGUAGUGCCCAGUAAAGGAGUUAUUCCAGCCACUGAAAAACCUCUUACAGUCCAGGUUGUCUUCUGCAGCAAAGAAGAGCUGAUAAUAUCUGACCUACCUGUAUUAAUUUGUUAUAUUGGUGAGGUUGCAGACAAUGGAAGCUCUGCUACAUCUGUCUCUUCAGGGGUGAUUACCUUCCCUAUUCAUGUUACAGCUGAAGCAACCUUCAGUCAUUUCAGAUUUCUUCCAUCUGAUGAACUGAAUCUUGGAAGUCUUCCUGUAGGAACAAAGAGAAACAACACUAUUAAUUUAGAAAACACUGGAAUAUUUGAGUUUAACUUCAACAUUUGUGAGCAAAACAAGGAAGAGUCGGGUGGUUUAAAUAUAAACAUACUUCCUUCAAAACGAACUACAACCAAGAAUGUCAAGAUGGAUGAUUCUUUCCUGCAAACUGAAAGAUUCUCCCUGUUCCCAUCUUCUGGUGUUAUUCCACCCAAAAGUACUUGUGUUAUUACGCUGGACACUGACUUGAGCUGUAUUGGAAAUUUUAAGCUUGAUUUAACUGUGCUGAUAUCUGAUAUGAACCCUAAGAAGUAUCCUCAUGGUAUACCCUAUUCUGUGAGGGUUGAAGCAUGUUUACCAUCUCUAAACACGACUGAUAUUGAGAAGAUAUUUGAAGAAACAUACAUAUGCAAUAGUCUUCUGUCACCUGAGGUUAGUUGUCUUAAGGUGGUUUUAGAAGUGGGAAUAAGCAUAAAGCAGUUAGGAGGAAAACAAGGAGGGAGGCCCUCUGAGGUGUUUGAAAUAACUCCUGACUGCUGUACUAUCCAUCCAGGAGGUCAUACAUAUUUAACUUUGAAGUAUUCUCCCAAAAGUAUUCAGAUUCAUAAUGCCAUGUUUGAAGCUGCUGUAAACAUUUCAACACCUCAUGGUCCCAGUCUUGUAUUUGAAUUAGUAGGAGAAGGAAUUCUUCCUCGGAUUAUUUUCCUCCAACCAAGAUUGUAUGAUGAACAAAACUCACUUAUUAUGCUUUUCAAUAAAUUAAUUGUUGGUUGUUCACAGUGUCUACCCUUGGUGUUAAAAAAUACAGACCUACCCCCUGCACAGGUGAAAAUUGUAUUUGAUGAUCCUGAAGGAGCUUUCCAGCUGAAAUCAGAGACUAAGAAGGAUAUCUCAGCAGGAUCUGAUAACUUGUGGCAGCUGACUCUGUUAUCAGGAGAAGUAUUUAUAUUUCAUGUUAUUUUCACCGCCUUGUAUGACAAACACUUUGAAAGCAGUUUGGAAUUGAAUGUAAUGAAUAAUCCUUUUGAACAGCAAAAAGUUCGACUACUUGGUAAAGGUUACACUGGAAUGGUUUCUGUUGAAGUGCCAAUUAUUCCUAAGAUCAAUAAUGUUGAUGAAGGUCUUGUAACAGAUGUAAAUGUAACUCCAGCAAAUCAUCUUGUGUUCAGUAACUGUUAUGUGAACAAGACCUACAACCAAGUAAUUGUGCUUACCAAUCAAUUUUCAUCCAACCCUGUGAAGUUUGUGUGUCCACUGGCUAACCCAGAGUUGACAUUCUGGCCCCAAGAGGGAUAUCUUCUCCCACAAGCAAGAAAGAAGAUAAAUGCGACCUUCAUGUCCGAAGUACCAAUGAAUUGGACCAGGAAACUCUUAACUAUAAGCUGUGUUAUUAUGAAGGAAAGCCAAGAGACUUUUGACUGGGACACUCGUAUGGAAACCACCACUUGGAGCCCAUUACUACCUGGUGAACAAUCACAGAAUUGGGACAAUGCAACAUGUUACUCUCAAACAAGACACAAAUCAGAACCUGAGCAUACACUGUAUACAGAUUCUCCACUAGAGCUUGAUCUGUUUGUAACCAUUGUGUGUGACUGUAGUCGGUUUAGUGUAGACACUACCACUAUCAACUUUCCUGAUACUUAUCUCUUCAUGACAAGUGUCUCCAAGUUUAAUCUCCAAAACACCAGUGUUGUUCCAUUAGCAUAUCAAUGGAGUGUUGCUUUAAGUCCAGCCAAUUGUAGUGAUAAUGGUAGUUGCUCUUCUUUAACCCGGGCUGACACUAUCACCCCUUCAGUAUUGGCCUCCUCAUCCAUGAUGAGUCCUUUCUCCAUCUAUCCAUCAUCUGGUAUAAUUCCACCAGCUGAGUCAGCUGUAAUUCUUGUCAAGUUCUCUCCCACACUUGUAGCUCAUUACAAAUCUUUGGCCAAAUGCUGUGUUUCAGAAGGUGAAGGACCUGAUUUAGGAACAACAAUAGAACUGCAAGGAAAAGGAAUUCUUCCCUUUUGUCACUUUUGGUUUCCAGAUCCAGAUUUUUCCCCACUUCAAGAUUUUACACAUUUCAAAACAGAUAGUUUCUAUCCAAAAGAAACUAGAUUUCUAGCCAUUGAGAAUAUUGGAAUUGACUCUAAGUGUAUCAAAAGUUUUUAUUUAGUCAAUGUGACCAAUAAAAUCUUCAAAUUCUGUUGGAGAAAACAUAGUAUUGGGGAAUCUCCUCAGAUCUUAUGUCUCACACCCCAAGGAUCUGUGGCUCCAGGAAAAAAAUUUAAGAUUCAAUUUAAAUACCACUCACUGACAGUUGAGACACUGGAAACUCUAUGGACCUGUCACAUCCAAAGAUUUUCUGUGAACUACACAUUUGUAAUAUUGUGUAAAACUACUGAGCCAAAAGUUAUCAUUGACCCUCCUUUUUUGGAUUUUUCUUAUGUUCUGAUUGAUGAAAGGGUAUCUGCUACAGUAAACCUUGUGAAUGAUGAAAAUGUCCCUCUAACCUUCUACUUCAAUGCCAAGAAAAUGACAGAUGUGUAUACACAUGGUCUUAUCUCAAUCCAGCCAGAUAAAGGCACUUUGUCUCCCUCAUCUCAAAAAGUUGUUCUCGUUGGUUACAAGCCAGUAUCAGAAGGGUAUGUUAACCACACCCUACAGUGCUUAGUGAAAGGCAAGUCUCAGCCUCUGGCCCUAAACAUUAAAGCUAAAGGAGUGAACUUGGAUAUAUCAACAUGCGUGGCUCAGUCUUCAAAUUGUUAUGUUGUGGACUUUGGAAAAGUGGAUCUUGGAGAAAAAUCAGAAGAAACCAUCACUCUGUGGAAUAGAAGUUGUGUUGACACUACUUUCUCUUGCAGUCUUUUUGAUGUUCCAAAUGGAUAUGUGGCUCUACAAAAGCAUCAGGGAGAGCUAACAGCUAAGCAGAAGGCUGUUUUGUUUCUUACAUUUCAACCAACAAGCUGUUGCACUCUGAACCAAUCAAAACUUAGAAUUCUGAUCCUUCAGGCUGACAUGUGGACAUAUCAGUACAUCUUCAUCUGUCAUUAUAUUUUUUGCCUGGCUGUUUUAUCUCCUGAGAGUAUAUCUUAUCAACAAAAGAAAAUACCCCACUUUGUCAUUGACUUUGAAAACAUUGUUCUCUCUCCUGGAGGUUCAGCAGUAGCUCUCAUUUCUUUUAAGCCUCGGGAGAAAAAAAUAUAUAAUGACAGACUCACUUUUUCUGUUAAUGGGAUUAUUCAAAAAUCUUUUGAGGUUUGUGGAGAAGGAGUUGAACUGAAGCUAAUUGUUUGUAAACCUGAUCAUAGAGUGAUAAAUUUUGGAUCAGUCUUGAAAGGUCAGAAGUCAUCAAAGUUUGUGGAUAUUGUUAACCAAAGCUCUGCUCUACUUAAUGUAACUUUCAAACUUCGCAGUACAGAUGAGCAAUAUUCUACUGUUCCUGAGUCGUUAACUCUGUCACCAUCAAACCAGGUCUGUCUCAGGCCUGUCACUGGAGUUGUACACUUAGAGAUUACCUUCAUGCCUACAUUCAGAGUUCCUACUUUCUGUGUUGCGCUAGUAGCUGAGGUAUUAGGGAUAACCAGAGUUCUUAGUGCUAUUAGUGGAUGCUGUAAAAUAGUCCAGCUUCAGCUGCUACCAAAUGUUGUCCAGUUUGGAGCUGUAGUACAAGGAUGUCAACUUUCUUACACAUUGUUGUUUCAUAACAUUGGAGAUCUUACAUCAAGGAGAUUCUACAUCAAGAAUAUUCCUUGCCAAGUUGAAGGUGGGGAAAAUGUUUUUUUGACUUUGUUGGGAUCAUGCAUUAAACCAACUGUAAUUAGAGAAAAAUUAAGUUUCUCGGUAAAAGUUAGACAGUCAGAAACUCAGUACAUUAAACUGAUCAACCCUAUCAAUGAAAGUGUGGUGAUACAGCCUGUGUAUACUGGCCAGUGGUGGACUGGACCCAAAGAGCUCAGUUUGACCCCUCAUGGAUCUGGAGAGUACCCUAUUACCUAUUCCCCACUGAAAAUGUCAAAGGAAAGCAUUCACAAAGGUAGUAUAUUCUUUCCAUUCCCGAAUGGUGAUGGGUUCUUCACUGAACUAGAAGGUGUGUCUGAGGCUCCGGUGGUAAAUGAUGUUAUUGUCAGAAAUAUUCUUAGUAAUAAACUUCACACAGAAAAGCUGACUGUUGUCAACUGGCUCUUUGUUAAACAGAGCUUCCAUGUACAUUUUGAAUGGUACGAGAAUACCAAACUGUCAGAACAGUAUGUACAGCUGUCUGGCCAUAAGCUGAUGGAUGUUCCUGCUUGUGGCAAUGCUGAGUACAACCUACUAUUCAAGGCAUUUAAGGAAGGAACAUAUCACUUUAAGGUGGUGUUUAAGAACGAAGAAUACCAGUUUUUUGAAUUAACAUUUCUUGUUACUCCAGCACCUAUUGUGGAUGUAAUAAACUUGAACAUUACUGUUCGACAGAGAAUGGUGCACAUAGUGACUGUGAACAAUCCUCUAAAUAAGAUGGUUACAUUCACAGUUCACAGCUCUCUCUCUGAUGUUAAGCAUCCUGAGAAAGUGAUGUCUCUUCCACAGACAGAUACAACUUUACAAAUUGAAGUGUUUUGUCUGCUAUCUGGUCACCAAGAGGGAACACUUGAACUAAGGUCAUCAGAAUUAGAUCUUUAUCGUUACAAGCUUGUUCUGGAUGUGUUUCCUAGUCUUGUGGAGAGAUCUGUAAUCAUUCAGACAACUCUAGGUUCAAGUUCUACUCUACCUCUCACGUUUAAAAAUUACUAUGUACAAAAACUUGACUUUGUUUGUAAGGUUGAUAAUCAAAACUUCAUGGUAGAGAAAGUAAUUACUGCUUCUGGUAAUGGUGUGGAUUCUACUGUGAAUGUGACCUUUGAUCCCCAGCAUCAAGGAGAAACAUGUGGAAUGCUGACUGUGAGUUCUUCUAUAGGAGGAGAGUACAAGUUUAAACUAAUGGGACAAUGUGAUCCUCCAAAACCACAAGGUCCUCUCAUAAUUCAUGCAAGUAACCCAGUAACCAUCCAUUUUCGUAAUGUGUUCUCUGAUCAAAUUACUUUUUCCUUUCGAACAAGCAGCCCUCAUUUUUCAGUUUCCAAGACUACUGAAACCCUUAAGCCUCGUAAAGACACCCGACUUCAAGUUACAUUUGAUGCUCGGGCAAGUGCUUUAUCGACUUCGGUGAUGGGAAGAUUAAUUAUCACUUGUCCAGUUGCUGUGGAUGGAUCACCCAUUGAAUGGAUUUACUACCUGAAAGGAAGUGUUCUUCACACAGUCUUCCACGAAACAAGAACAGAUGUACCUCUAUCAUGACUCAGCAAAUUUUCCUCAACACUGAGAACGCUCUGUGUGCAUUCUUGUACUGAGUGUUUUCAGGCACGUGCUCAAGAGGUUGCCGAGUGACGUCACGGCCCACCAAAUCUUAGUAGGAUCGUCUUUACUCUUUAGGGUUGAUUCCCAAGUUUAGAGAACUUGGUGUUUACCUCGAGCUAAGCACGUGGCUCUCGGUUCGUAGAAUUCUGAAAUUGAGGCCAGUGAACAAGAGGUUCCUUGUUUUAUGUGAGUGGAGUCCGAGGUGAAAAUU